GAGAGAGAGAGAGAGAGAGAGAGAGAGAGAGAGAGAAUGGGUGAUAGAUUUGAGAACACGCUCGAGUUCACUCCGACCUGGGUAAUGGCAGUCAUUUCCGCCGGCUUUGCCUUCAUUUCCUACACCGCGUUUAAUAUUUGUCUGUUUUUUACAACGUUAUUCCGCAGCAGCGGCAAGAAACAACACGACCGAAAGAUUAGCAAACAAGCUACAAAAAAGAUUAGAGACGAGGCGGUGAGCCAGGCUUUUAUUCAAAUUAUAAUGCUUUGUUUUCGAAAAUUCCUUACCGAAAGAUGCAUUCCGCCCGCUAUGUUCGACUACAUGCUUCCUUGUAGUCUCGAGGAUCGCCCCAAUCUCGAAGCAGAAGCCCCCGCCCAUCCUGAGACCACUUUCUGCUCUCGCAAGUUCAUGGUUCCUUUAAUAUCUGUUGAAGCUCUGGAACAGAUCCACUUAUUUGUUUUCUUCCUCCCCGUGGUGAACAUCAUAUUGUCCGCUACAAUCUUUGGUCUUGGACAAUUAAGAAUGCGUCACUUGAAAACAUAUGAUACAGACCCAAGUCUUGGUCGUUAUACAGCGGCUAUGACAAACAACUUGAGAAAUUUCAAAGAUGCACGCGAUGGUCGCCGUUUCCGUUUAAGGGUUUUUUGUAGAUCUAUUUUAGUUUUUGUGACACCAUCAGAUUAUAGGAUAUUAAAAUAUGGUUUCGGUGAGUUGCUUGAUACCGCAUGGGAAAAUUUUGAGCACCAACUGAGACAUGCUCAUGAAGACUUUUUCAUGGAAAUUGCUGGCAUAAGUUUGAAUCUUUGGGUCUUUGCGUUCUUCUACCUGUUGCUAAAUGUCCAUGGUUGGCCUGUAAAUUUCUGGGUUGCUUUAAUUCCUAUUAUUCCUUUAAUUUUGACGGGAGCUAUUCUGAAGCACAUAGUAACCCAACUAGCUCUUGAAAUAUCUGAAGAUCAUGCAAGAAUAAUUAAUGCUGAUCCGCUUAUGCGGUUACCAAAUGCGGAAAUUAUACCAACUAUACCGGACGAAUAUAAGACAUAUUGGUUUAAUUGUCCCCACUUCGUUCUCCCCUUGGUUCACUUUAUCGUUUUCCAAACUUCUAUUGAGAUGGCAUCUUUUUUGUGGAUAGGGCUUACAUAUGGAUUUAAAUCCUGUAUGAUGAAACAACUUUAUUACCUUCUUCUAAAGCUCAUUAUUGGGGUAUUUAAUCUGGGACUGUGUGGCUACAGCACCCUACCACUAUAUACAAUUGUUACACAGAAUCAGAGGAUAUCUAGACAACCUGAAUUUAAUCAGCAGCCGGAAGCCCACGGGGAUCCUAAUCCGAUUAACCUUGAGAAUCGGAGUAGAAUGCGACUUGGAUCAAACCCGGAGCCGGAACUCCAGGUGGAACUUAAUCUGAUUAACCCGCAGCCGGAAGCCCACGGGGAUCCUAUUCAUAUUAACGAGCAGCUGGCACUCAACGUGGAUCCUGACCAGAAUAUUCGACAGGUGGGCCCUGGUGAUCAGUUUAACUAUGGGGCAUUUAAUUUUGUUCGUGAAGAGUACCAUGAAGAAUGAUAUGAUAGAUGUGAUAUGAUAUCUUGGUUGGAGGAAAUUUGGAGUGUUUAUCAUCGCUCUUUCCCAGAUAUUUGUGUGGCUGCUUUGUACCUCCGCUCUUCAGGUUCGUAAUGCAGUGGUUGUGUUGAUUUUGCCUUCAGGUGGUUGCAGUACCAGGGGUUUUGUGUGUUGUUGUUUACUAUUUAGUAGCAGUGCUAUUUUGAAUUUUCUGUCUGCUUUGGUUCUUUUGCCUUGUAUGUUUUUGUGGUUUGGUUGUGUUUCUGGUGUUUGUUUGUAUAUUGCUUGUGCUACUUUGUAUGGGGACAUGCUUUAUUAAUAAAGUUUCUAUUUCAGAAAAA
This is a messenger RNA of Trifolium pratense (red clover), 1898 nucleotides long. Its product is annotated as MLO-like protein 1. Gene Ontology annotation, biological process: defense response. NCBI's taxonomy places the organism in Eukaryota, Viridiplantae, Streptophyta, Magnoliopsida, Fabales, Fabaceae. The transcript is spliced from 19 exons. The record is from RefSeq and is a predicted model, not a curated record. Bases 37 to 1560 code for a protein of 507 amino acids. Gene Ontology annotation, cellular component: membrane.